AUGGCUGAGUCUCCCACAGCUGAGCAGUUGGAAUCUGUUCUUGACACCACAGUGCAAACGAGUACAAAUUGGAGCCUAGAUCCUCCUACUGAGGCACCUGGAGAAUCUGUCUUUCUCCACUGGAUAAUAAUCCCCUCUCUGGUCAUUGCCCUGGUCGGGCUGGUGGGGAACAGCAUCGUCCUGUGGCUGCUGGGCUUCCGCACCCGGAGGAGCCCCUUCUCGGUCUACAUCCUCAACCUGGCCGCGGCCGACGCCCUCUUCCUUGGCAGCUGCUUUGGCUGUGUGCUCUGCGUGUCCAGCCUGACCCUGGUGCUGAGGGUCCAGUGCAGCUCCCAGUGCAGGCGCCCUCCCAGGCUCUACCUCCUGGUGCUGCUCACAGUCCUCACAGAGCAGUUUCCUGCUCUGCGGUUUUCCAGCCAAGAUCCUCUAAAUGCCUGUCUCAACUUCCCUCGGAUAUUGGAUGCAUUGAGGGGUGAGGCUCACCCAGUUAGACCAGUGAAGUUGAGGGCAAAGGAGCAGAGCUUUCUGAGGCUGGAACCACCUACCAUGGCUGAGUCCCCCGCAGCUGAGCAGCUGGAAUCUGUUCUUAACACCACAGUGGAGAGGAGUACAAAUUCGAGUUUAGAUCCUCCGACUGAGGCACCUGGAGAAUUUGUCUCACUCCACUGGGCAGAGAUCCCCUCUCUGGUCAUUGCCCUGGUCGGGCUGGUGGGGAACAGCAUCGUCCUGUGGCUGCUGGGCUUCCGCACCCAGAGGAGCCCCUUCUCUGUCUACAUCCUCAACCUGGCCGCGGCCGACGCCCUCUUGCUUGGCAGCUACUUUGGGUAUGUCAUGUGGGAAAUUGUUGGAGAUUUAAAAAGUCUCUUCCAGUCACUGCUAGAGGACUGCCUCCUAAACAUGUCCUACUGUGUGGGUCUGAGCCUGCUGGCUUCGAUCAGCACCGAGCGCUGUCUCUCUGUGCUCUUCCCCCUCUGGUACAGGUGUCACCGGCCCAAGCACACGUCUGCGGCUGUGUGCGCCAUCCUAUGGGCUCUGACAGGCCUCUUCUGGGGAGUUCUUGUGGCUCUUUAUUUCCUUAACAAGAAACAUUUCUUCCGUUACUACAUCCUUCUCUACUUCAAUCUCCAGUUCGGCUGGUUCUCCCUCCUAACCUGUGUGCUGGGCUUGUCCAGCCUGACGCUGGUACUGAGGGUCCAGUGCAGCUCCCAGCGCAGGCGCCCACCCAGGCUCUACCUCCUGGUGCUGCUCACAGUCCUCGUGUUCCUGCUCUGCGGUCUGCCUUUGGGGGUUAUUUAUGCGAUUAACUUUUUUAGUGGCUCCUCUUUAAUGCCUUAUGAGCUCUGCAGGCUCCUGGCCUGUGUGAACAGCAGCGCAAACCCUUUCAUUUACUUCUUCCUGGGCAGCCAAUGGCGUAGAAGAGGGAGGGAGCCGCUCAGGGUGGUCCUGCAGAGGGCUCUGGGGGAGGAGAAGGCUCUGAUUUGGGGGAACAUCUGUUCUCUGGACCUGAAAUCAGUAUUCCAGCCCCCUGUGGCAAAGUUCUGCCAGCCCUCAUUGCUGGCCUUUAGCCUCAGACCACCUUUUGAGUUGGGUUCUUCAACUCGAACUCUGUGGAAUGAUGUUCCUAGUCUACAGCCCAGCUCUGAUCCUGUUCUGCAAGCUAAGAAUGCUAGACAAGUCCCUCCAAACCUCUUUGUUUAG
Messenger RNA from Monodelphis domestica (gray short-tailed opossum), 1698 nucleotides. Its product is annotated as mas-related G protein-coupled receptor member X4-like. Gene Ontology annotation, molecular function: G protein-coupled receptor activity. Lineage: Eukaryota; Metazoa; Chordata; Mammalia; Didelphimorphia; Didelphidae. Gene Ontology annotation, cellular component: plasma membrane. The record is from RefSeq and is a predicted model, not a curated record. Gene Ontology annotation, biological process: G protein-coupled receptor signaling pathway.